AUGCCCAACGCAAACAGCAUCCUGAACGACCUCGCGAUCCGCCUGCACCGCCUCACCAGACACACAAACAUCGAAGCAGACCUCGACAAGCGCUUCUCAGAUCCACAUCCUCAGUUCGACCCUAAGAUCCAUGUUCUUCCGAACUGGGACGAACUUAGUAUGGAUACUGUGGAUGUGGAGUUGGAGUUUGUGAGGGAGAAGUGGAAUGGACGGUUGGGGCAGUGGAAUUGGGAGAGGGUUAAGGAUUGGAGUGUGGAUGUUGGGAAGGCGUUGGAGGGUGCUGGUGACGAUGAAUCUAUGGAGACGCGGAGUAUCAGCGAGAGGGACACCCAGAGGACUGAUAGCACGACUGAGCACAGCACUGAUGAAGCAAACGAACGGUCUUUUCCAAAAGUUGACACCGCGAACAAGCACGAACGGUCAGAAUCCGAUGGCGAUGUGCCUGUCAAACGUCGUCGUAGCGAACCCCGAGCUGCUAUUGGGCAUUGA
Messenger RNA from Aspergillus chevalieri, 489 nucleotides. RefSeq lists its product as uncharacterized. The record is from RefSeq and is a predicted model, not a curated record. NCBI's taxonomy places the organism in Eukaryota, Fungi, Ascomycota, Eurotiomycetes, Eurotiales, Aspergillaceae. The coding region runs from base 1 to 489 and encodes 162 amino acids. The transcript is spliced from 2 exons.